Messenger RNA from Pelodiscus sinensis (Chinese soft-shelled turtle), 2044 nucleotides. NCBI's taxonomy places the organism in Eukaryota, Metazoa, Chordata, Testudines, Trionychidae. The record is from RefSeq and is a predicted model, not a curated record.
CAUCUCCGUGCAGCAUUUCAAAGUAACCCUGAGUCCCCUGCUGACCCCAGGCUCUGUGCAGGCAUUUCUGCUUUGACAUGCACAAGAGCCACUGCUGAGGAUUCUUGUACAGUUCAAAGCUGCCCUCCCCUCCCCCUUUUGCUCUUGUGCAUUUCGAUGCAGAAGCGCCUGCACGCAAUCCGGAGUCAGCAGGACUUCCCGCUGGCCCUGGGCUGCACGCAGAGUUCCGAAUUCCCCCUUUGAAAUGUACAAGAGCCUCCACUGGGGAAUGCGGAAGUGCAGGGGCUCUUCUACAUUUCAAAGGAGGAAUGCGGAAGUGCCGAUCGACUACUCGACUAGUAAAUUAACCAGUAUUUAACAUCCUUACCCUCUUGUGUACUUUGGGAAGGGCCUCACUCCAGGAGUAUUGCCAUGAAACAGGAGAUUUGCAGAGUAUUGUGCUACUCAGCAAGAGGAAAGGUUCCUGCCUGGCACAUAGGGCUUUCUAUUUACUGGCAUCUGAAUCUGACCUUGAAUAUUUUACACUCUCCCCACAUGCCUAUUGCCGAUUUGUAAACUUUAGGCUUUAUUAACUGAAAAACAAUUAGGAGUCCUCUGGCGCCUUAAAGACUAACAGAUUUCUUUGGGCUGCUUAUGCCCACAUAAAUCUGUUGGUCUUCAAGGUGCUCACAGGAGGAGUUCUAGUUUUCACAGAUACAGAUGAACACAGUUGCCCCCUGAGACUUUAUUAACCACCACAUUCUUAGUGGGGGAUUUUAGCAAAGUUUGUGUGACAGCAGCCUUCAGUUAAUGUUCAGGGAGUGUGAUGAUCAAGCAAUACACAAUAACACCUGUUUUAUGUGACAAACUGUGACUCCAGAACAAAACCACUUUGUGUAGUAGAGGUUGGUCUUUAACAACAGAUUAAAAAUUGCACUGGAGACUUGGGCAUCCUUUCAAGUGGUUAUUUAAGACAGGAGUUUGCUUGACUGAGGUGGGAUCAUUAGCACAUGACACACUCUAGUAGUUACUUACAGUAAGUCUAGCAAGAAUUCUGGGGAUGAAAUGGGUGGCUGUGAAAGAGAAAGGAGUACUGUAUUCUCUUUGUGUGAUGCUUAUGCACUAAAGUCACUCUUGUGGUUUUUAUGUUUUGCUCUUAGAUCUUUGGAAUGGAGGAGGCUGAAGCAAUAGAUUUUUGUGCAUUAGAGAGAGAGCUGCAGGCUGCUGUUGCUGCUGAUGAAAAGUACCAAAGAGAAAAUGAUGCCAAGUUCCGAGCCGUUCACCAGAAGGUGGCAUCCUAUGAAGAGUUCAGGGAUAUUGUGCUAGCAUCACACCUGAAACCUCUAGAGAAAAAGGACAAAAUGGGAAAAAAGAAAAACCUGCUGUGGAAUUCCUAUGCUACCCAAGCUAAGUGCAAGCAGGAUGGAGAGAUGGAGCUAGCCCAGGGAUGGGACGGACUGCCCGAAACGUCAGCUGACUUUUACAGAUAUUGGCGCAGAUGCUUGAAAAGUGGGCAGGAAAGAUACCGGUUCCUGUGUCAGCUUGGCGGCGAGCCCCUGGGCAGAAUCUUUCAAGCUGAGGUUGGCUUUGGCCUCCUGGGUGAAUUUCUGGUGGUGCUGGCCGAGCACAUCUGCGGGGCAGACAGAGCCGCUGUCCUUCAGAUACUACAGGGCCUUUGUGGGACAAAGCGCUUUGGACUAAACGUGGCUCUCCUGAGCCAGGGGGAGAAGGAUAGCUGCAGGGACCUGUUUGGGAAACUGCAGCACAUGGGCAGGAUCCGGGGUGCUGAAGACCUUCCCGAGGGCCCAGCUGAAGCAGGUGCAGCUGCUUUGCAGGAAGAGAGGAACAAGGCUGAGAGAGAAACCCAUCUGAACGGGUCUGGCCAGCGCCAGAAGGUGGCCGACAGACUAAUUCAAGAGCUGGUAAAAUGUUAUUGUGUUAGCUGAAGGAGCACAGGCUCACCCUCCACCAGUGUUACCAGGAGGGACCCUUCCUGCACUGCUCUGUCAUUAAAGGUGGAGGGACCGAGAGCCCCCUUUCCACAGCAAGUUGUUGAUUGAGUUUU